AAUAAACCCGAAUCUAAUCUGAAAAACAAGUCAAACGAAGAAGCAACGUCCUUUCGUUUUCUUCGACUGGAGCUCCAAAUCCACGAUCGAGGUCGGGAGGAGAAAACGAUGGAUUACCUCGGAAUUGAUCCGAGCUGCGCGAUUGGAUCACUCCGGAACGGCGAGUUUCCGGCGAAAGACUGUCUUCUUCCUCUCAUUUCGAAGCUGCUCGGUUACUUCCUCGUCGCUGCUUCAAUGACCGUCAAGCUUCCUCAGAUAAAGAAGAUCGUGGAGAAUAAGAGCGUGAGAGGCUUGAGUGUUGCGGCAUUUGAGCUAGAAGCUGUGGGUUACACAAUCUCUCUCGCGUAUUGUCUUCACAAGGAGCUUCCUUUCUCAGCUUUUGGUGAAGUUGCUUUCCUUCUGAUCCAAGCUUUGAUCUUGGUGGCUUGUGUCUACUACUUCUCUGAGCCUCUCUCUGUAUCAACUUGGGUCAAAGCAGCUCUCUACUUUGCUCUAGCGCCAACUGUGUUUACUGGUAAGAUUGAACCUCUGGUUUUUGAAGGUCUCUAUGCGUCGAAGCAUUUGAUAUUUCUUUCCGCGAGGAUCCCUCAGAUUUGGAAGAACUUCAGAAACAAAAGCACUGGACAGCUUAGCUUCUUGACUUGUUUGAUGAACUUGGGUGGAUCCAUGGCGAGAGUUUUCACAAGCAUUCAGGUGAAUGCUCCGUUUAGUAUGCUUAUAGGUAUUGUUCUUGCAGUCUUCACCAAUGGAAUCAUCAUGAGUCAGAUUCUCUUGUAUCGGACAAGAUGA
This is a messenger RNA of Thlaspi arvense, 789 nucleotides long. The record is from the annotation of a GenBank genome assembly. NCBI's taxonomy places the organism in Eukaryota, Viridiplantae, Streptophyta, Magnoliopsida, Brassicales, Brassicaceae.